AAAGUCGCCUUUCCAUCCAUUAAUUGGUGCCUGGGAGGAAGUUUUGGAGUUCAAGUUCAAGAAAACCCACGAAUUACGAAAAUGGUUAACUUGGGAGAUGUUUUUCCAGACUUCGAAGCUGAAACAACUAUCGGCAAAAUCAAGUUUCAUUCUUGGCUAGGAGACUCAUGGGGUAUCCUGUUUUCCCAUCCAGCUGACUACACGCCAGUAUGUACCACUGAGCUUGGAAUGGCGGCCAAGCAGGCACCAGAGUUCAAAAAGCGUGGCGUCAAGAUGAUUGCUUUGUCAUGUGACUCUGUAACUGACCACAAUGGUUGGAUUGAGGUAUGUCUGCAGGUUAUUGUAAAUUAAUAUAUAGUUCUCCCU
Anneissia japonica is the source of this 366-nucleotide messenger RNA. Its product is annotated as peroxiredoxin-6-like. Gene Ontology annotation, molecular function: antioxidant activity; oxidoreductase activity. Gene Ontology annotation, biological process: cell redox homeostasis. Gene Ontology annotation, cellular component: mitochondrion; cytosol. The record is from RefSeq and is a predicted model, not a curated record. Bases 82 to 351 code for a protein of 89 amino acids. Lineage: Eukaryota; Metazoa; Echinodermata; Crinoidea; Comatulida; Comatulidae. The transcript has 2 exons.